AUGUUUCUUAAGCCCUUCCGAAUUUGCGCCUUGCUCUGCCUCAUCUUGGCAUUGCAGCUUGCUACAGCCCAGAGCUUCCAAGUUAUCCGACGAGCCGACGACGCGACGCCGACCGCAGGCGGCGCACCACCAGCCACAACCAAACCACCCGUCGAGACUGGCAAAGGAGACGAUGGUAACAACGACAGCAGCUCCAAGUCUGCUUCUGGCGAUUUGAGUGCAUCGCUCACUGGCACUGCAACGGACAGCCAUAAUAGCACCGCGAGCGGAACGAGCACGGCAAGCACUCCCACGCCCAGCUUGUCGGGGAACUCGACUUUCCUCAAUGUUACAAUUCCUCACGGACAGCUACCUCUUGCGCCGGUACUUACACCAGGAUGGGGCGUGGCGGGAAUUAUCAUGAUGCUCACCGGUCUGGUCUACGCUCUUAUCGGAAUCAAGAAUCCCUGGAUCCAUGCAUUCUUCUCGACCGCAUACAUGGCAGCAUUGGGUGUCACGGUUCUCAUUGUCUAUGUCAUGAAUGUUCCGUUGAGCAAUGCAUUGCAAGGAGGCUACGUCGCAGCCAUUAUCCUCUCUGGCUGUGCAAUUGGCGCGGCGUCCAUUUUCUUCAAGGAAUUGACUGAAGGGCUGGGCUGUGCUCUUGGAGGUUUUUGCUUUAGCAUGUGGCUACUUUGCUUGGUCCCUGGCGGUCUGCUCCAUUCGACGGCCUCGAAAGCCAUUUUCAUCGCCUGCUUCACGCUCGUGGGCUUCGCCUUUUAUUUCAGCCGCUUCACUCGCGACUGGUCUCUGAUUGUUUCCAUCGCUUUUGCCGGUGCCACUAUAGCAGUUUUAGGAAUCGACUGCUUCAGCCGCGCCGGCCUCAAGGAAUUCUGGGCUUGGAUCUGGGCACUCAAUGACAACCUUUUCCCUCUCGGGGCGGAUACCUAUCCAGUCACCAGAGGCAUUCGAGUUGAAACCGCAGCCAUCGUGAUAAUAUUCCUUGUGGCCACCAUGUCGCAGGUCAGACUCUGGAAAAUCGUGCGCGAGAAGCGCGAGAAGCGGGCUGCACUCCGCGCUGAAGGCCAGCGAAAUCUCGAGGAGGAGGAGGAGACUGUUGGCCGGCAAAUCGAAGAAGCGAACGCUCGGGAUCGGGCUGAAUGGGAACGCGUAUAUGGUGAUGGGGGCGCUGAGAGUAUCACAGCUUCGCACCUUACUGAAAACGGAGAGGUCCAUGAAAAGGACCUGUCUCGCAGCAGGGUUUAUGCUGCCAGAAAGGGCUCUGGCGAGGCAACUGAAAUGAGCGAACUGUCGGAAUGCGGUCAGAGCGGCAUGGACCAGCUAAUGGCUGGCGAAGGAGAAGACGGUGGAGUGACUGUGCGAGUUGGUGCUGAUGAAAUUCACGAGGGUGAAGGCGAUGAAAUGGUCGCGGGUGACCAAGACAUGGUGGUUAACGAGAAGGUGGAUGAAGGUGUAGAUGUUCCACAACAACCUACCGCCGUCGGACAGCGCAGCUCGAAAAUUUCAACCCAGAACAGGCGUGCCUCUGGCAAUCCUGCCACCAGUGGCAGGGCUCUUGCACACUCGCAGAUGGUCACACCUUCACCUGAUGUCGUACCUUUACCAUUCAACGUACCCAAGGGCCACCGCGCGCGAUCUGAGCGAUCUUCCGUCGCGACUUUUGCCGACGAUGCCGACGAGGAUCUGACGUCGGUAGCUCCACGCCGCGACCAAAGACAUUCAGUGGUCAAGCGCCUAUCCCGAGGAUCCGCUGAUCUGCUUCGAAGUCUAUCCCAACGAUCUGGCCGCUCUUCGCACACUCCCGAGCUCGCACACAACGGCGGCGAGAGUACCGAAAUGCUUCUGACGCAGAUGAAACCCCAUCGCCAAAACCAAGAUAACGAGUCACUCGCCGCUACAGUGGACUUGGAGAGUGUGAGUGGUGGCGAGCGUCGCUCAAUCGACCUGGAUGAUGGCGAUAAUGACCCGGAGGCCGAAGUGAAGGCUGUGGAUGAAGCAGAAGAAAAGGAUGAGCUGAAGGAUGCUGAAGCCCCUCCGGCGCACACGACUGCAGUCGACCAAGCUAGUGUAACAUCGAAGAAGGCAACGAGACAAAGCACGGCAUCUCAAAACAAGCGAAGCAGCUUCCGCUCUCAGGUGGUGGCCGGCCCCGCCGAGUCAGAGGCCCCUGACGAGUCGGUCUAUGCGCCGCAAUCAGAGAUGCCUAAGUCUAUUGCAUCUGAGAUGUCCGGCCCUGUGAGCCUGACCAGAGAGCGCCUUCCAAGCUCGCUGUCUCGAGUUGCGUUGUCUUACCGGACCAAUGAGUGGGCUAAGCAUCUCAGCAAUGCUGAUCUGCCUGAUAUGGAUCAGCUGCCAGUUGAGAAGCCCGUUCGCACCAAAAAGGCUGCCAAGGAGCGCGCCAAGCCGGUCAAUAUCGAGGAACUGCAAAGGACCGCAGAAGACGGAGCGCCCGCGCCCGCGCUUCCGCGGUCACAAUCAAGAAUGUCUACAAUGUCCAUUGCCAGUGCGAAACCGCAAACACCGGUACCAGCUGAGGCUGAACCCACGCAGAUGAUAAUUCCAGUGGCUACCACAUCACCGCGCGAUACGUCUAGCCCCGUUUCGCCGACCGACACCACCGCCGCCCCUAGAUUGCGGUCUGCCUCUUCUACAAAUAUGCGCAAAAUUUCCCCGACAGUUCAACCGAUUCCCGAGGAAGAGCGAAGUGUCACUGAUGCUUCUGGUGUGUUGCCAGUAGCUCACGAGGAGGACGAACACCCAGCCAUGGAAGCCAGUCCGGUCCUGGAAGCCAGCCAAUUUGUCAAGCCCGCCGCUGUCCCUGGGAUUGUUUCCUACGCCAGUCCACAAACACUUCUUGGACAACGUGAGAUGUUCCUCCGCACCAGGUCACAAGGGAGCCUUGUGAACACUAUUGGCGAGAUGCAGGCCACACCGGCCCCUCCCACAGCUGCCGCUAGCGACGCUGGCUCAAUACACAACUACCCCAUGUACGCCGCUGCAUUUGCCUCGGAUCCCGACGAAAUUCCAUUGAGCCAACGCCGCUCCAUGAUUCUCGGUAGCCGCAUGUCGAUGAACGAGUCGUCAUAUUCCCUGAACCGCAGCGAGAGCCGUGCCGGUAGCAGUCAUGGCGGUGUUGACAACCUCACUUUCAACUCUCACCAGCCCCAGAGAAACUCGGGCCUCCCCACACAGGCCGUUCGAGAUACCCAGCUUGCCAACUUCCGCAUGUCUGUUUCGCAGGACCUGCGCGCUGGCAAUCCAAUGAUGAGCAGCGGUGGCCGCGAAACUCCCUUUGCGUCUACCAACUCGCUACUUGGCGGGCGUGAAGCCGAGGUGCAGCGCAACAUUGAGAUGCAGCGCCACGUUCUGAUGGGCCAAAAGGAGGCUGAGGCUCAGAGAAGAGAGAUGCAGCGCCGCGAUAAAGAAUUUUCUGACCGUGCCUUUGACGAUCGCAUGCGUAGCGGUGACCUCCUUGACGCGCACCGCGAAGCCAUGCGCAAGAUGCAGCGAGGGUCUGGUAAACGCUAA
Molecule: messenger RNA, 3525 nt
Organism: Akanthomyces muscarius
Lineage: Eukaryota; Fungi; Ascomycota; Sordariomycetes; Hypocreales; Cordycipitaceae
Exons: 2
Coding region: 1-3525 (1174 amino acids)
Source: RefSeq, a predicted model, not a curated record